GGCAGGGAAACCACCACCUGGCUUACAUCUGGAUGUAGUCAAAGGAGACAAACUCAUUGAGAAACUCAUCAUUGAUGAGAAGAAAUACUAUCUCUUUGGGAGAAAUCCUGAUCUGUGCGAUUUUACCAUUGACCACCAGUCUUGCUCUCGGGUCCAUGCUGCCUUGGUCUAUCACAAACAUCUCAAGAGGGUUUUCCUCAUAGAUCUAAACAGCACACAUGGUACAUUCUUGGGUCAUAUCCGUUUGGAACCUCACAAACCCCAACAGAUACCCAUUGACUCCACAGUUUCAUUUGGCGCUUCUACACGGGCAUAUACUCUGCGAGAGAAGCCUCAGACACUGCCAUCAGCAGUUAAAGGAGAUGAGAAAAUGGGUGGUGAAGAUGAAGAGCUCAAGGGCUUGCUGGGCCUGCCAGAGGAGGAGACAGAACUUGACAACCUGACAGAGUUUAAUACAGCCCACAACAAAAGAAUUUCUACACUAACCAUUGAGGAAGGAAACUUGGAUAUUCAGAGACCAAAGAGAAAACGGAAGAAUUCCAGAGUGACAUUCAGUGAUGAUGAUGAAAUUAUCAAUCCAGAGGAUGUGGACCCUUCUGUUGGGCGUUUCAGGAACAUGGUACAGACAGCAGUAGUCCCUGUUAAGAAAAAACGGUUGGAGAAUCCAGGCUCAUUAACCACAGAUGAUUCUGCAUCACGACGUAUGCAAAACUUUCCGUACAGUGGAGGAUUAUAUGGUGGUUUACCUCCAACUCACAAUGAGGCAGGUUCCCAAUCGCAUGGCGUCCAUGGGACAGCUCUCAUUGGUGGUCUGCCAAUGCCCUACCCCAAUCUUGCCCCAGAUGUGGACUUGACUCCCGUUGUGCCCUCAACAGUUAACAUGAACCCAGCUCCAAACCCUGCUGUCUUUAAUCCUGAAGCUGUGAAUGAACCCAAGAAGAAGAAAUACGCAAAGGAGGCAUGGCCGGGCAAGAAGCCAACCCCUUCCCUACUGAUCUGAGUUGGGUUUUGUUGAGGGAGGGUGGGAGUUAUGAACUCCAGAAACUGUUUAUGUGCAGUAUCGUCUUUUUAAAAUUUCAAUGUCCUAACCAGAUGUAAUACCAAGAUUGGAGAAGUGAAAUAUCCUUUAAAGAUCUGUCUUCAAAAGUUUUUUAUAUGUCUGUUUAAAAGAAAAAAAAAAAUACAGCUCCCAUCUCCUUUUGAACCAAAAUAUCUGGCAGCCUUUUCUUAGCCAUUACUGUCCCCAGAGGACUUUACUCUGAAUUUUGAUCCACAAGUUGAAGGGGCAGAGUCAUACAAUUUAAUUAUUGUUUAUGGCAUGACCCUGAAAAUUUGUGUAUUUAGGUGUCAUGCUUACUAUGAGUAAUGAUGUUCCUGCUGGACUUGCUCAUAGCAGGUCAGCUGUAUGAGAAGUAAAUGUUUGGGGGGCCAAGCCUUUCAGAAAUCCCAUUGGUAUGAGUUCUAAAACUUGCAAAAUACAGAUCAGCUUUCAUUUU
Phaethon lepturus (White-tailed tropicbird) is the source of this 1496-nucleotide messenger RNA. RefSeq names its product protein phosphatase 1, regulatory subunit 8 (gene PPP1R8). NCBI's taxonomy places the organism in Eukaryota, Metazoa, Chordata, Aves, Phaethontiformes, Phaethontidae. Gene Ontology annotation, molecular function: mRNA binding; protein binding; protein serine/threonine phosphatase inhibitor activity. The annotation marks the transcript as partial. Gene Ontology annotation, cellular component: nuclear speck. The record is from RefSeq and is a predicted model, not a curated record. The transcript has 6 exons.